Molecule: messenger RNA, 1895 nt
Organism: Paramisgurnus dabryanus
Lineage: Eukaryota; Metazoa; Chordata; Actinopteri; Cypriniformes; Cobitidae
Gene: cnrip1a
Product: cannabinoid receptor interacting protein 1a
Biological process (GO): negative regulation of signaling receptor activity
Cellular component (GO): plasma membrane
Molecular function (GO): type 1 cannabinoid receptor binding
Source: RefSeq, a predicted model, not a curated record
ACCGAUCAGAAGCCCCAUUGACAUUCAUAAUAGGAAAAAAUAAUAAUAUGGAAGUCAAUGGGUUUCUAAUUGGUGUGGUUACAAAAAAUCCUCAAAAUAUCUUUAUUUGUGUUCAUCAGAACAAAGAAAUGUAUACAGGUUUGUAACAAUGUAUAAGUGAGUAAAUGACAGAUUUUUGGGUGAACUGUCCCUUUAACGACUUCAAUUCUGUUUCAGCACUUUGGACAGGGACUCACUGAAUCGUUCCCAUGAACAAGGACACCAGCACUUCUUAUACAACUAAAUAUUUAUUACUCUUAAAGGAGGCAAAACUGAUAAUAAAUAAACAAUAGAUUAGUAUUUGGCCUGCCUUUGUUUACUCAGCGGAUUAAUAUGAACCCCGUGAAGCCGUACGUGUACACAAGUGUGUGAUGGUUUGUGCAGACGUCACGGCUUCAUCCCCCAACACCGCUUCCUGGGAUCUUCCGCUAUCCGUUUAGUGACAGGAACCCUGGACACACAUCCAUCGUUAUCCUGUAAUAAUGACUGACGUCCCAGCGCUCAUAAACAUCGCCAUUUCCCUGAAAAUACAACCCAACGAUGGACCCGUGUUUUACAAAGUGGACGGGACGAGGUUCGGUCAGAGCAGGACGAUCAAAAUGCUAACGGGGUCGAAAUAUAAAAUCGCGGUUAUUGUGAAGCCGGGUAAAGCAGAGGCCAGCACAAUGGGCAUUGGAGGAAAAACCUUCCCUUUGGAAGAGCUGUCCAGAGAUGAUGAACAAAUCGUCUACAAUGGCACCUAUGAUACUGAGGGUGUGCCACACACCAAAAGCGGGGACAGACAACCUGUGCAAGUCUCCAUAGAGUUUAAAGAUGCCGGCACGUUUGAGACAGUAUGGCAGGUGAAGUACUACAACUAUUACAAGAGAGAACACUGUCAGUUCGGCAACAGCUUCAACUGCAUCGAGUACGAAGCAAAACCCAAUGAGACCCGCAGCCUGAUGUGGAUAAACAAAGAGGUCUUUCAGUAAAACCUGAGCACAGCAACAACAGCAGUAGCAAACCUUCACACUAUGACCUAUAACAAUCAAAGGGUGACUGUACGUGAAACAGAUGACGUAACCGCCCUCAGUGAAACAAGCUGUGGAUAUUAAAGGCCCAGACAAGAGAUCUAUCAGUGUUUCUUUGUUCGCCUGUCAUUCAUUGUACCACUGUUUAUUGCAUGAUCUGAACAUUAAUGUCUUAAGUUGACAGAAUUUCUCCUUAUUUUAUCCUUACCAUGCUUGAGCUGGUGCACAUCGGAAAAAGAUGGACGAUAUAUACAGGAUUUGGUGUGAACGAGGCCAUUUGUACAACUAUGAUCUGCUCUGUUACGGUUACAAAAACAAUGAAGUUAACAUGAUGUGAAGGUUUUACUGCAGGAUUCAGUUUAAUUGUUUGCUGGUUGGUCUCAAAAACGCUUGCGUAUAAAGGUGCUGUAUGAACAUAGACUGGAUAUUUAUCACUCUAUAUAAGUAUGUAUAAUGUAAUAAUACAAUGAAAGACCAAUCAGUUAAUACUGUGGUCUUUUGCGACCAGCGCUAAUAUUUAUAUAUUUGUGACGAGUGUGUGAUUCUCUAUAGUAUGAGUAAAUGUUUCAUUAUUCCCCUUUGAUUUACUGUUGUUUACUAAUUAUAAUAAUGUUUAUUUUGCCUAACUCUUAAUGGCACAUGUGGUCAGGAAGUCAAAAUGAAUAGUGCUGUCACAACUACUCAUAAUUUGCUUGUUUAUUUGCUUGUGUUGUGCGUAUGUGUUGAAUUUCUGUUUUGAUUUAAGUGUGAAUAUGAGCCAAACUUUCACCUUUUUAAAAAAAAUAUAAACAUCAAUCUUGUUGCCCAAAUUUCUGUCAUGUUUGACUGAAUAUGUUAUAAAAAAAA